Messenger RNA from Malaya genurostris, 1782 nucleotides. Its product is annotated as matrix metalloproteinase-19-like. The transcript is spliced from 2 exons. Gene Ontology annotation, molecular function: metalloendopeptidase activity; zinc ion binding. The record is from RefSeq and is a predicted model, not a curated record. The coding region runs from base 23 to 1501 and encodes 492 amino acids. Gene Ontology annotation, biological process: proteolysis. Gene Ontology annotation, cellular component: extracellular matrix. NCBI's taxonomy places the organism in Eukaryota, Metazoa, Arthropoda, Insecta, Diptera, Culicidae.
UACUGUUAUCAUUGGAAAGUUCAUGAUGUUGCUCUUAAUUUUGGUGUUGUUUGGAAUUCCCGAAUAUCGCUACUGCGCACCAGCUUAUAUCGAUCCUGACACUAUCAUAAAACCUGAACAUAUUCAACGGGAUGUUUUCGAGCUGAAAGAUGAUGUCACAAGGGCUCUGGAUCCUAGACCACCACCGGAAGUGUCCGAUCAGGAUGCACAGGAAUUUCUUAAUGAUCUUGGCUUUUUGAAUGGAACCUACCCGUCAGAUGAAAUUUUGACGCGAGCUGAUCACAUUGAUGGAGACGCGAUCGCUACUGCGCUGAAACAGUUUCAGAAGCUUUAUCAGCUGCCCGAAUCCGGGUUACUGGAUGACGACACCAGGCGUCUCAUUGCGGCUCCUCGUUGUGGCCUAGCCGAGUUGAACAUAGUACCUGACAGGUGGACAAAACAAUUGCUAACGUACAAGAUCAGAAGCUUUCCAGCGAACUUUGAUCCGUCAACGGCACGGCACCUCAUCAGGCAAGCGUUUCAGCAGUGGAGCCAGCAUGCCAAUUUGAACAUUGUUGAAGUUUCGGGAGCUUCUGCCGAUAUCUAUGUCAGUGAUGAACCAGCCCUGCACCGCGAUCGUUUGGGACAACAGUGCAUUUUCAACCGGAACACUACGCUGGCACAUGCCUUCUUUCCGGAGGUCGGUGAUAUUCACUUCAACCGAGAUCGGAUCUAUUCGGAGGAAGAAUUUCUCAGUGCUACCAUGCACGAAAUCGGUCACUCGUUGGGUCUCGAUCACAGCAUUUCCAAGUCGUCAAUCAUGUUUCCAAUGCACAUUAGGUAUCACACGGAGAUUCCCGAAGAGGAUCGCGCAGCACUUCAAGCCUUGUAUGGAACCCGGCGGAUUUUCAAACAAAGUAUUCCUUCCGCUACCACGAAAAACACAUUGAAACCACCUAAACUAUGUUCACUGGAAAAAAUCGAUACUAUUUUGAACGACUAUCAUGGUCAGAUAUACAUUUUCGCGGGGGAAUAUUACUUCGCGUUGGGCGAACGAAAUCCAACGGGACGCCCAAUUUCCACCAAAUGGCCGAGACUUCCAGCAAACAUCGACGCUGCCUUCACCUGCCGGAAUAGGAAGACAUUUUUCUUCAAAGGCAGUAAACUUUGGGUUUAUGCAGACAAUCAACUGGAGGCAGGUUAUCCGAAGCUGAUUGCGGAUGAGCUACCCGGGCUGCCGAAUCAUCUGAAUGCAGUGUACGUCACGAAAGCCGGUAGUAUUCUGGCGAUCCGGAAGAAGCAUUACUGGUUCUACAACCCGAACAAGCGACCGCAAGUGAGCUCUCAUUUUCCCCGGUUGAUUUACGACUUCAAGAAUAUGCCACCGAACAUGGAUGCGGCAUUGUUCCACACCGACGGAAGUGUUUAUUUCUUUAAAAAUCGGGAAUAUUUUACCAUGGAUAUGACAAAUUUUACUGUGAGUGCUGGUAGUCCACUUGAGGAUAAGUGGUUCAACUGUUAAACAUUGACAAACGCUGUGAUUGUCAAACUCGAUCAAUUUAGUAUGUGUUGCUAAUGUAGGAGUCCAGUUUUUUUCGACAUCUAGUAUGGACGCUAAAUAGAGUUGAAUUUCAAUUCAAUUCAAACAAUUGUUUCAAUGCUCUUCAAUUAUUAAUCUGAUAAAAUAAGCUCUUAUGCGAAUAAAAUAAACCAUAAGAUACUUCACUAUUCGACGUUCCUCUAAAUUAAAACAAUACGUUUAAUUACCCAACCAGAAGAUCUUUAAGGAAAAUAAAGAUUUUG